AAGGUAUUAUAUCCACGUUUCUUUUCAACUAUUCCUAUCUGUGCCGGGUUAUUGCCUCUUUAAUAUCUCACCACGGUAUCUUCCUCACCCGAUGCAGGUUUCUGGUGUCGACCAUGGACGCCUGCUACAUUCUCUUGCUUUGGACGGCUGAGCUGCAGUUGAGAACGCCACGGCUGGCGUGCACCCCGUCCGUGGUGGCCCAUUACACCCUGGCCUCGCAACCCACCCACUUCCACACCCCAAUUACAUGGUGCUGGCGGCAUCGGAGUCUUUGGGCCGCCGCCUCAUUUGUGGGCCGAGCACUCCUCGCCGAUCGUGUCUCGCCCACCUCUCCCGCAGCCCCUGCGCACACUCUCUUUUGGUCUUCAAAGAUUCAAAAUGUUAUUUGAGUCAUAUUUUGUUCCCCGGGAGUUCAUUAAGCCACGUCGCAAGGAGGCAUUGGGCCUGGGAUACUCCUUAUCUCACUUCGGAAUAACUAGAUAA
Messenger RNA from Lasiosphaeria miniovina, 483 nucleotides. RefSeq lists its product as uncharacterized. The record is from RefSeq and is a predicted model, not a curated record. Lineage: Eukaryota; Fungi; Ascomycota; Sordariomycetes; Sordariales; Lasiosphaeriaceae. The transcript has a single exon. The coding region runs from base 114 to 389 and encodes 91 amino acids.